AUGUCAGAAUUGAGCAUACGGAAGGAUAAAGAUGCCGUGGGCGACUCGGGGGUGGCUUAUGAGCCUCCCAGCGGAAGCGGAAUGGAUGCGGAAAGGCCGUUUGAGAUGGGAAAUGGGUUGUUUGACAUGUUUUCGCCGUCAUCAGAUAGCUUUUCGGCGACCCUGGUUCCUGGCACAAGUAGUGGAGUUAAUAAUGGUGCUAAUUCUCAUGUGCCGAAAUUCAUCACUAAGUCUAGAUCCGUAGAAUUACAAUCGUCUGCUUUCCCAGGAGAUUCGUCGAUGCACACCAAAACCACCACCAACACGAAUACGAACACGGAUGCUGCUAUUAAGGAAAAUGCCAAUAAAGUGUCCCCAAGGUCCGACUUGGCGGAUAAUAUGUUUCCUUUAUUCCCUUUGGUCGGUAAUUCUAGUUUCAGCACAAGUAAAGACCAGCCGAUGUCUCCUAUACCUGAUCAUAUCAGAGCCAAACUCGAUCCAUCUCUGAAUUUAUCAGGACAAUUAGUCAAUGAUAAUGAUAAUGGAAAUAAUGGAAUAUCUCAUUAUCAACCUAUACGACCUAAGAGACCAGAAAGUUCCCUUUCAAUUACGUCAAAUUCUUCAUCAGGAAGUAGACCGAACGUCAAUAUGGAAAACUUGAAUUACCUGAAUAUUCAACCAACAUCUGCAUAUCCGCCAAAUGGCUUCGAAUUCCCUGGUGACAGUAAUGAUAUCACCUCGAAUAGUUUAUUUGAUGACGAGUAUGGACUGUUCAUCAAGUCAUUAAGUCAAGAAGAAAAAAGAGAAAUACCUCAAACAAAUCCGCAAUUGGAUAAAAAGAGUAGUCAGUAUCAACUGACUAUGGAUCUUGAACUUCAUCCAAUGUUUACGGAGCUAAUGCUACCUAUGAAUUAUAACAAUUCCAAAACUGACAAAUAA
Molecule: messenger RNA, 918 nt
Organism: Debaryomyces fabryi
Lineage: Eukaryota; Fungi; Ascomycota; Pichiomycetes; Serinales; Debaryomycetaceae
Gene: CUP2
Product: Cup2p
Exons: 1
Coding region: 1-918 (305 amino acids)
Source: RefSeq, a predicted model, not a curated record